AUGCACGACACGGUGAAAGCGAAGGUGAAAGAAUCUGGAUUUUUGCCCUUUUUGUCAAUACUGGGACAUGGAAAGAAAGGGGAUAGGCCAUUACUUGUGGCCUUAGCUGAGAGAUGGUGGGACACUACCCACACAUUCCCCUUCGAUGAAGUUGGAGAGAUGACAAUGACCCCGACGGACUUCGCAGCUAUCACAGGAUUGCGUGUUGGUGGGAAGCGAUUAACGUACGACUUGGACAUUUACAGAAACAAGAACAAGGUGGUGAAAUUGUUUGGGAAGCCAAUUGCAGACCUACUGGCAGGGGAAAGGAGAGUGCCGUAUGAAAGCCUUUGCACUCCGUACUGGAAGAAGAAUCCGAAAGAUGAUAAAGAAGCUGACCAAAUUGCAAGGGCAUUUAUACUGUGCUUGAUUGGCUCCUCAUUCCUCAAUGACAAGAGCCAAUACGUGAGUAUGCACUACGCCCCCUGUCUGGAAAUAGUCUCAGACAUUGGUAAAUAUGACUGGGGCGGUGCGGCGUUGGCUUGCUUGUAUAGAUCAUUGGAUUCUUGUUCCAGGGGCAGGUCAUCAAGCAUGGGCGGGUAUUGGAGGGCAUGGGAGGUAUGGGCUUGCGAGUACCUAAAGCCGUUUGCUUUAUCAAGGCCCAGUGGGACCUUGAACACGUGGCCCAGAACAUUGAGGUGGGUUGGUGCAAAAUCAAAGCGGGACUUGCAACAUCACUUGGAACAUUUUAGAGUGAUGAUGCGACAUCUAACAAAUGAUCAGGUUAAUUGGAACCCAUGGGGGACCAAUGAAUCCGACAUGCCGGAAGCCGUCAUAAAUAGUGUGUCGGCAACCCGUAAACGAAUCCUACUUGAGGGACCAGCUGGUUCAGCCUGGUUUUUGGGAGAGCGAGUCGCAAUGCAAAGUUUAGGCACCACAGAACCUCAAGUACCCAAAAUUCCACCGACGACAAUGCUUUCUGAUUAUAAGCUAAAUGAUGAGGCAGAAGUCAGGGAAGCACUGAAUGGGUACCCCGCUUCAGAAUGGCUUGCAAAUUCAUCCAACUAUGGCCACUACAGAGAUGAGUAG
This is a messenger RNA of Prunus dulcis (almond), 1068 nucleotides long. Its product is annotated as protein MAINTENANCE OF MERISTEMS-like. The coding region runs from base 1 to 1068 and encodes 355 amino acids. NCBI's taxonomy places the organism in Eukaryota, Viridiplantae, Streptophyta, Magnoliopsida, Rosales, Rosaceae. The record is from RefSeq and is a predicted model, not a curated record. The transcript has 3 exons. Gene Ontology annotation, biological process: meristem maintenance; meristem development.